This is a messenger RNA of Lolium perenne, 2553 nucleotides long. RefSeq names its product protein HOTHEAD-like. NCBI's taxonomy places the organism in Eukaryota, Viridiplantae, Streptophyta, Magnoliopsida, Poales, Poaceae. The record is from RefSeq and is a predicted model, not a curated record. Gene Ontology annotation, molecular function: oxidoreductase activity, acting on CH-OH group of donors; flavin adenine dinucleotide binding.
AAUUCUGAUGAGCUCCCAACGGCUGGCUCCCAGACGUGAGGCGAAUUACUAGGCCCAUAACUCCAAGGUGCCAAUUUCAGGGGGCUUGACCGUGUUAAAUAAACCUGACUGAACCGGGCCGUUUGGAGAAGGUACGUCAACCGUUUAGCUGGGCCGUGCCAGAUCGGACACCCGCCGACCCGCUCUGUGCUCGACGGUUUGUCGCUACGAAACAGGGCAAGAGGGCGUCAGGUUUGACGCGGCCGCUCCGCACGGUCAUGGAGCUCGAGCUUCGCUGAGAAUGGCCAGUCACACGGAUGAGCUCCGAGGUUGUUCUGGUGGUUAAGUCCUUUUCCUACCCCUUCUUUACCACGCUUGUGGCAUGGCCACUGCGGCCUGUGUACCGACCGUGUAGGACGUGGCCGGUCGUAUGUGUACAGCAAGAGUGUGCGUGCCCGGUCGUCGGGCGAUUUCACCGGCGCAUGCAUGGCACCGCCGCACCGGUGCUCGGUCGGCAUAUAAAGCCGCAUUGUAUCAUACGGCUUGGUCACACAAGAGCCAAGCUCCACUAAUCCCAAUGGCUUCCUUCGCACGAACACCGGCCAUCUACCUCGUCACAAGCUUCUUGGUGCUCCUAUCCUGCUCGCAGCAAGCGCGAGGCGUGAACUACACCUUCGCGAGGGACGCGACGCGGGCGCCGGCGGUGUCCUACUACGACUACAUCAUCGUGGGCGGCGGCACUGCGGGGUGCCCGCUGGCCGCGACGCUGUCGCAGCGCUUCCGCGUGCUGCUGCUGGAGCGCGGGGGCUCGCCGUACGGCGACGAGCGGGUGGAGAACAUGACCCACUUCACGGCCACGCUCGCCGACACCUCCGCGGGGUCGCCGGCGCAGCGGUUCGUGUCGGAGGACGGCGUGAUCAACUCGCGCCCUAGGGUGCUGGGCGGCGGCAGCUGCAUCAACGCCGGGUUCUACACCCGCGCCAGCGACGACUACGUGCUGGACGUCGGGUGGGACCUGGCCGCCACAAAGGAGGCGUACCGGUGGGUGGAGGACGUGGUGGCGUUCCACCCGGAGCUCGGGCCAUGGCAAUCCGCGCUGCAGAGGGGGCUCUUGGAGGCCGGCAUCGCCCCCGACAACGGCUUCACGUUCGACCACAUCGACGGCACCAAGAUCGGUGGGUCGAUCUUCGACGACGAGGGCCGGCGCCACACCGCCGCCGACCUGCUGCGGUACGCGCGCCCCGAGGGCGUCGACGUGCUGCUCCGGGCCAGAGUCGCCAAGAUCCUCUUCAACGUCGGAGGGGGGCGCCGGCCGGUGGCGCACGGGGUGGUGUUCCACGACUCGGAGGGGCAGAUGCACAGAGCGUACCUCAACGCCGGCCGUCGCAACGAGAUUAUCCUCUCGGCGGGCGCCCUGGGCAGCCCGCAGCUGCUGAUGCUCAGCGGCGUCGGACCCGCGGACCACCUGCGCUCCUUCAACAUCACGCUCGUCCUCAACCAGCCCGCCGUCGGCCAGGGCAUGGCUGACAACCCCAUGAACGCCAUCUUCGUGCCGUCGCCUUCCCUGGUCGAGGUUUCUCUCAUCCAGGUCGUCGGCAUCACCCAGUUCGGGAGCUACAUCGAGGGCGCCAGCGGCUCCAACUGGGCCAACCCGCGCCACCAGGCCUCCGGCUCCGGCUCCGGCGGCGGCCAACACCGGCCGCCCCGCAACUUCGGGAUGUUCUCUCCGCAGACGGGGCAGCUGGCGACGGUGCCCCCGAAGCAGCGGACGCCGGAGGCGAUCGCGCGCGCGGCGGACGCGAUGAGCCGGCUCGAUGACGCGGCGUUCCGCGGCGGCUUCAUCCUGGAGAAGGUCAUGGGCCCGGCGUCCACGGGCCACCUCGAGCUGCGGAACCGCAACCCGGACGACAACCCGGCGGUCACCUUCAACUACUUCUCCCACCCGGAGGACCUCCGGCGCUGCGUCGACGGCCUGACGGUCAUCGAGCGCGUCAUCAGGUCCAAGUCCUUCCAGAGGUUCACGUACCCGGACUUCUCCAUCGAGAUGCUGCUCAACAUGACGGCGGAGUUCCCCGUCAACAUGCUGCCCCGGCACGACAACGACUCCAGGUCCCUGGAGCAGUUCUGCAAGGACACCGUCAUGACCAUCUGGCACUACCACGGCGGAUGCCAGGUCGGCAGGGUCGUCGACGCCGAGUACAGGGUGCUCGGCGUCGAUGCGCUGCGUGUCAUCGAUGGCUCCACACUCAAUGCCUCGCCGGGAACCAACCCGCAGGCCACCGUCAUGAUGCUCGGCAGGUAUAUGGGGGUCAAAAUCCAAAACGAGAGGUUGCACGCUGAAGGAUUCAAGAGGCGAAAACUGUAACUAGUUACUAGUGUGAUGCUUGUUUCACUAUUGGUAGCCUGAACCUGUUACUAGUCAUGAUCGACUGUAAUUUCAUUGGGAUGAAUUGCACGUCAUUAAUUGUUGGAUUUGUGUGUUCGUAUGAACUACCAAGAUGAAAUCUGUAUUGUCUGAAAGACAAACUGAAAUUUGUAAUUUAACAAGAAAUCUUAUCAAGAAACAUUCGUGGA